Molecule: messenger RNA, 1986 nt
Organism: Triplophysa rosa
Lineage: Eukaryota; Metazoa; Chordata; Actinopteri; Cypriniformes; Nemacheilidae
Gene: prim2
Product: DNA primase subunit 2
Exons: 14
Coding region: 106-1641 (511 amino acids)
Biological process (GO): DNA replication, synthesis of primer
Cellular component (GO): alpha DNA polymerase:primase complex
Source: RefSeq, a predicted model, not a curated record
UUGCGAGUGACGUCAUAUACCCGCGCUUUGUUUGUUUCGUCACUUCGUUGGCGGGAUUCAGGCUCCGGGAAGAGACAGACAGCAAUUGUUUUUGAGAUAAUUGCAAUGCUGUUUUCAGGCAGCAAAAGAAAGAAGGUGAUUGGCAGCUCUCAAAAUGAUCUGUAUGAUCACUGUCUUCAGUUCUAUGCCCAGCCUCCCCUUGAGAACAUCUCUCUUACUGAGUUUGAGACCUUUGCUGUGGAAAGGUUAAAAUUGCUCAAGACUGUUGAAAAUCUUGGUGUAAGCUAUUUGAAAAAUUCAGAGCAAUACAUCAAAAAAUUAGAAAAAGAGUUUGCAAAUCUGAACAUCCCAUACAGAACUGAAGUGGAGGACCGUAAGGUUCAAGUAGGGCCAUCUGAAUAUGAGAAACGGAGAAAGGAUCAUAUCUCCCAUUUUAUUUUACGCUUGGCGUAUUGCCAGACUGAAGACCUCAGGAGAUGGUUUAUCCAACAGGAAAUGGAUCUUUUCCGUUACCGGUUUGGUCACCUUUCUUCAAAGCACAAGACUGACUUUUUACAUAAAAACAAUCUUAAAUAUGACACUGUUAGUGUAGAGGAGAAGAGAAUCCUUAAAGACAAGCUCAUCAGUUCCAGUUAUGGUUUAAGUGGAAUCACAGUGGAAGAACAUGAUUUCUACAAAGUGCCCUUUCAGGAUGCCCUGGAUUUAGUUCGGUCAAGGAAAGUCUACUUGCUGGCUGGCAAUGCCUAUAUUCCCCACCAGGAGAUUGUCACGAUUGUCCUUAAUGACUUCCGCACAAGACUGUCUAAAGCACUUGCAAUGACAGCAAGAUCACUGCCAGCGGUGCAGUCUGAUGAACGACUCCAGCCUCUUCUGAACCACCUCAGUCAUGCGUACGUGGGCCAGGACUACAGCAUUCAGAAGAACAUCGGGAAAAUUUCCCUGGAGCAGAUUGAUGCACUCGCUGCUAAGUCUUUUCCUCUGUGUAAGAGGCACCUACACAAGGCCCUAAGAGAGAGCCAUCACCUCCGCCACGGUGGACGUAUGCAGUACGGCCUCUUCCUCAAGGGCAUUGGUCUUACUCUGGAGCAAGCCCUACAGUUCUGGAGGUCAGAGUUCAUCCGAGGGAAGGUCGACGCAGACAAGUUUGACAAAGCAUAUGCCUACAGCAUCCGCCACAUGUUCGGGAAGGAAGGCAAGCGCACUGACUACACCCCCUACAGUUGCAUGAAGGUGAUUUUGUCAAACCCACCCAGCCAAGGCGACUACCACGGGUGCCCAUUCCGCCACAGCGACCCUGAGCUACUGAAACAGAAGUUACAGUCCUAUAAAAUCUCCCCCGGUGGGAUCAGUCAGAUUCUGGAGCUAGUCAAGGGAAUGCACUAUCAGCUGGCCUGCCAGAAGUACUUUGAGCUGACACACAAUAUCGAGGAUGCUGGGUUUUCUCUUAACCACCCCAACCAGUACUUUACCGAGAGUCAGAAGUUUCUCGGUGGAGGCAUCAAGAAAGAAAUCGAGACGACCCAAAGAAGUCAAGAAAAUGUGUCAAGUAAUGCACCCAACAUGUCCCAACCGCCUCCAGCGAACUCCAAACAGACCCAUGAGGAGAUGGGAGAUUUAGACUCUUUCUUCCAGGAUGAAUAAUUGUGGAUGUGGGUGUGAUCAGCAGACCAUAUAGAGCUCUUACAACACUUACAAAAAAUGCCGGGUUAUUUUAACCUAUAGUUGGGUAAAAUAUGGAGAGAUGCAGUGCUUGGGUUUUAUAUGAAUCUGUGCUGGGUUGUUUAAAACAACCAAUUAAAACCUGUACAUAUUUACCCAACCAUGGGUUUGAAACAACUUGACGUUUUGUAGUGUGUUUGAUACAAAUUAUAUGUACAAUAUUAAAAUGUUAGUUGAAGCUUGUUGUUGUGCUUUUCCUUUUGGUAAUGGAAAAAAGUUUUUUUUAAAUCACCUGCUUUUAAAUAUGGAAUAAAAUUGCUUGUGAAU